Entelurus aequoreus (snake pipefish) is the source of this 3753-nucleotide messenger RNA. RefSeq names its product unk like zinc finger (gene unkl). Gene Ontology annotation, molecular function: metal ion binding. The transcript has 15 exons. The coding region runs from base 199 to 2340 and encodes 713 amino acids. The record is from RefSeq and is a predicted model, not a curated record. NCBI's taxonomy places the organism in Eukaryota, Metazoa, Chordata, Actinopteri, Syngnathiformes, Syngnathidae.
CGGUUUCGAAAACGGCGGCCAAUGCGUCUCCUCAAACCGAGAAACCUACCCACUAUACUGCAGCUGGCGUACCACACUGUUAUGCAGUACGUCAGCAGGCUCUCGACAGCCGAGUGAUAGAAGGUCACCAUCAGCUGCCUCUCCAGUCUGUUCUUCCUCAGCACCCUCAGGAAGUGGAGUCUCCGCUGGGCCUUCCGGAUGACCGCAGUUGUAUUUUGGGUCCAGGAGAGCUACUUGAAGGAGUUUAGGACUGAGCAGUGCCCGUUGUUCCUGCAGCACAAGUGCACGCAGCACAGACCGUUUACGUGUUUCCACUGGCACUUUCUCAACCAGAGGAGGCGGAGACCCAUCAGGAGGAGAGACGGAACUUUUAACUACAGCCCCGACGUCUACUGCACCAAGUACGACGAGACCACCGGCAUCUGUCCCGAUGGAGACGAUUGUCCUUAUUUACACCGCACUACGGGCGACACUGAGCGCAAAUACCACCUCCGCUACUACAAGACGGGUACUUGCAUCCACGAGACGGACGCCCGGGGUCACUGCGUGAAGAACGGCCUCCACUGUGCAUUCGCUCACGGCCCGAUUGAUCUCCGGCCUCCCGUGUACGAUAGCAGAGAGAUCCAAGCACAAGAGGCUCUCCAUAACGGACAGCUGGGCUCCGGUGAAGGUAUUCCUGACCUCCAGCCCGGCGUGUUAGCCAGCCAAGCCAUGAUCGAGAAAACCCUGACCGAAGACCCCAGGUGGCAAGACACAAACUUUGUUUUAGCUAACUAUAAAACCGAGCAGUGCACCAAGCCGCCCAGACUUUGCCGACAGGGCUACGCUUGCCCGCACUACCACAACAGCCGAGACCGCAGACGCAAUCCACGAAAGCACAAGUACAGGUCAACUCCGUGUCCCAACGUGAAGCACGGCGACGAAUGGGGCGAGCCCUCCAAGUGCGACAGUGGCGACACCUGCCAGUAUUGUCACUCGCGCACGGAGCAGCAGUUCCAUCCAGAGAUCUACAAGUCCACAAAAUGCAACGACAUGCGGCAAACAGGCUACUGCCCCAGAGGGCCCUUUUGUGCGUUUGCACACGUAGAAAGGAUACCGCCCAGCGAGGAAACCAUGAACUCGUUGCUGACAGUGAUACAGUCCAGCUCGCAGCCCCUGGUCGGCUCUCAGCACUAUCCUGAGUGUCCGGUGGGCGAGUGGGCGAGUGGAUGCUCCAACAGCAGCAACGGCCAAGUGACACAGAACAGUGUUUUCUCUGCAGUGAACACUCUAGCCUCCAGCUUCACCUCCAGCAUCACAUCCAGUCUGGCCUCCAGCAUUGGCUCGGACAGUUCCUCCCCCACCACCUUGUCCACCAUGAACGCCAAGGCCACGCCCUUCUACCCAGGGAGCAACACAGUGGAGUCGGUCAUAGGAUCCGCUCUGGACCUCAACUUUUGCGAUAUUAACGUGGCAUCUCUCGACAAGGAGCUAGAAGAACAAGACAACCACGUCGCACUGGAAAGUCAAAGGGUGCUCGGCGGCUCGGCCCCCGUCAACAUCCCUGGAUCGCUGGCGCGCUCGUCCUCCUUCAAUUCCUCCUCAUCACUGUCCACCUCCCCGCUGAGCUCCCUGUCCCAGUCCCUGUCGCAGUCCUUGCUGUCCGGUGCGGUGACGCAGCAAAACCACGGCGCUAGCAUGUUAGCCAAGCAAGACCAUGGCCUGCUUGGAACACCCACGUCCUCUUCACAGAACUCCUUAGGCUUAAACGGCGCGAGCAACAUUUGGGACUUUGUGAGCGGCAGCUUCUCGCCGAGUCCCUCGCCGGUCUUCAGCAGUCUGACAUCGGCGAGCAGCGGCGGCGACGUGGCGCGUCUGUUCCGGGAACUGGACGAGGCCAAGAGGAAGAUUAAGCAAUGGGAGGACGCCUGGCACCAGAUCAAACAGGCGUGCGAAGCCUGCCAGAAAGACGCCCGCGAAGCGAAGGAACAAGCCAAGACGGCGGAGGCGGAGCGGCAGCUGGCCGAGCAGAAGCGGGAGGAGACGGAGCGCAAUCUGAAAGAGCUCAGGCGGGACUUUGACGGGCUUUGCCGCGGCCCGGGAACGCCGCUCCUCCGCAGCUACGGCGAGCUGGACCAGCUGCCUCUGUCCAAGCUGCACUCGCUUAAGAACCAGCUGCGCAACGACCUCGACCUUAUAGACGGGGUAAUAUAUCAGCUUCAAUCAAAGAAAUGUGUAGUUUGCCAAAAGCAUGACCGAUGCAUUGUGCUGCAGCCUUGCCAACAUUAUGUUCUAUGUGAGAGCUGUGCACCCGGCAAAGCAGAAUGUCCGUACUGUCGAACAAAAAUACUCAAGUGGUGAUGUCCCGCCAACGCAAAGGUACUAUGUAAAGAAUUUAGCCUAUUUUUGAGUCGGGGGGGAGGGGAACUAAUAGAUAUCAAAUUUUUGUAUAUUUCAUACAGGUGUUGCAUUAACGUGGAAUGAAAUGAUGUUUGACUUGUAUACAUAUAUAAAACAAACAGAACCAAGCGAGGGACAUUUCGAUGUUUAGUUUUUGCUCAUUUUAGCCGCAGAUUAUAAGAUGACAGAUUUCACUCGAAUUAUAAAAAUUACCCUUUUCAAGGUAAAGUAAUAUAUUUUAUUGUAUGUUCUACAGGAAGUUUUCAGACUGAUGUGGGGAUCUCCUUUAACGAAUGCACUUAGUGACAGACAUUUCAUAAAAAAACACUACGGAGUCCACCUUAAAUUAUUUUUCUAUUGACGAAAAGAACAUUUGGGCUCGCUUUGAUAACUUCACCUGAAAAUAGUUAAUAGUUCUAUCGAUACGUCCACAUCAAAGUGUAAAGGCCAUUUAUUGUAUUGCACACGCCGAUGUGAAGUUUGCUCACAAAAUAGCCUGGCGACGUUCCACCUAAAAUGGGCAAAAAUUAGGCAGCUGUUUGGUUAAAGAGGGACAAAAUCAAACACUCACUUAUUUUUCGAGACGAUUACAAACAUGCUAUGCAGGUGUCAAAUAUGAAAGAGAAACAUUACUCGACCCAAGUAUUGUUCAAAAAAAGUGUUCCAUUGUGAGGUAUUAGUGCUAAAUGCAGUGUUCCUCUUGAAGUCAAAAACAAACACAAGUACUGUGGUACCUCGGUUUUCCUUAGUAAUCCAACGAAAACCAAAGCAAUGUAAAUCCGAUGCGCUCCAGAUACGAAAAAUAUAAACAUAAAACACUUUUUAUGAAAAUAUUCUCGUUUUAAAUGCUUAAACGGUGAAAGAAAAUCUAUAACACUUAAUCAAAUAUUAUAUAUGUGUGUGUAUGUAUGUAUAUAUGAUAACAUUAUACAAAUGAAAUAUAUAUAUAUACAUAUAUAAGUAUAUAUAAUAAUAAAACAUAUGUAUACUUUUCAUAUAAUAUUAUAUAUGUAUGUAUAUAUAUAUGUGUAUAUGUAUGUAUAUAUAUAUAUAUUAGGGCUGCAACCAACAACUAAUUUGAUAAUCGAUUAAUCUGUCGAUUAUUACUUCGAUUAAUCGAUUAGUAAUCGGAUAAAAGAGACAAACUACAUUUCUAUCCUUUACAGUAUUUUAUUGAAAAAAAAAAUACUGGCACCAUACUUAUUUUGAUUAUUAUUUCUCAGCUAUUUGUAAAUGUUGCAGUUUAUAAAUACAGGUGUAUAAAAAUAAAAACAGUAGCCUCUGCGCAUGCGCAUAGCAUAGAUCCAACGAAUCGAUGACUAAAUUAAUCGCCAACUAUUUUUAUAAUCGAUUUUAAUCGAUUAGUUGUUGCAG